AUGUUAAGACAAUCAGAAUCGUAAGAGCAAGUGAACAUCUGUCUUAGAGAGUUGGAUCAAUGGAUAGAAGUAAAAUAAACUCCAAUCUAAUAGAUAUCCUACACUAAAAUCGAUGAUGCCAUUGCUUCUUUUGAAGAUCUGCUUCAUCCUUUGGAACCGACACAAAGUAAGCAACAACUCCUUCCAGAUCGAGCACCUUAAACUAACCCUUUCAAAGUUCAAUUAAAGUUGGAAGACAUUAUCAUUCAUCAAAUGAAUGAUAUUCAAAAAAUUAAAAAUUAGAUACACAAUCGCAGCAAGUAAACGAGGAAGACAACACAAUCUAAUAUUCCUACAACCAACAAUUAAUGUUUUUUUAUAAUUUUGCUUGAUUUGCUUAUGUACUUCACUUUGUUGCUUAAUUAUUGCUGA
Molecule: messenger RNA, 411 nt
Organism: Paramecium tetraurelia
Lineage: Eukaryota; Ciliophora; Oligohymenophorea; Peniculida; Parameciidae
Exons: 1
Source: RefSeq, a predicted model, not a curated record